Molecule: messenger RNA, 3160 nt
Organism: Camelus dromedarius (Arabian camel)
Lineage: Eukaryota; Metazoa; Chordata; Mammalia; Artiodactyla; Camelidae
Gene: SLC5A6
Product: solute carrier family 5 member 6
Exons: 17
Coding region: 451-2367 (638 amino acids)
Biological process (GO): biotin transport; pantothenate transmembrane transport; sodium ion transport
Cellular component (GO): membrane
Molecular function (GO): sodium-dependent multivitamin transmembrane transporter activity
Source: RefSeq, a predicted model, not a curated record
CGCUACUCCGCAUGGCCAGUGCUCCCAGAGCAGGCUGAGGGUCGUUGCGGCUUGCGGAGGUCAGCGCUCUUCUCCGAGUGCCCCAGUCCUCGUUCGGGGAGACUGACCAACCCCUUCUCCUUUUCCCUCUUAAGCGAAGGCCUCCCCGCUGCCGCUCUCUCGGCCCUGCGUUCCUCUCGCAUGGACGUCUGGGUCGCGUCCCGCAACAGUUCGCGGACAAUCCAUCCGCCCUCAAAAAAGGGAGCGAUGCUGAUCUCGGGAAGACGGGACCUUCUUAGCCUUGGCUGAGCCACAGCGCUGACCCCGGACAGUGUCACUUGGUGAGAGAAGAGGAUUGUGAGACUGUGGCUGGGAGUCAGGUUGUAGCCACUUGCCUGCCACCGCCCUGCCAAGUGGCAGCCCAGAGCCCAGGAGCAGCAAGUGACUGCAGGUCACAGACGCAGAGAGGAUAUGAGUGUGGGGGUGACCACCUCCACUCCCCUCUCCCCAACCUCAGACACAAACGUGAUCACAUCCACCUUCUCCGUGGUGGACUAUGUGGUCUUUGUCUUGCUGCUGGUUCUCUCCCUUGCCAUUGGGCUGUAUCAUGCCUAUCGUGGCUGGGGCCGGCAUUCCAUCGGCCAGCUCCUAAUGGCAGACCGCAAGAUGGGCUGCCUUCCUGUGGCGCUGUCCUUGCUGGCCACCUUCCAGUCAGCCGUGGCCAUCCUGGGUGUGCCAUCUGAGAUCUACCGAUUCGGGACCCAAUAUUGGUUCCUGGGCUGCUCCUAUUUCCUGGGACUGCUGAUCCCUGCACACGUCUUCAUCCCUGUCUUCUACCGACUGCACCUCACCAGUGCCUAUGAGUACCUGGAGCUCCGAUUCAAUACAGCUGUGCGGGUUUGUGGGACCGUGACCUUCAUCUUUCAGAUGGUGAUCUACAUGGGUGUCGUCCUCUAUGCACCAUCACUGGCCCUCAAUGCAGUGACCGGCUUUGAUCUCUGGUUAUCGGUGCUGACCCUAGGCAUUGUCUGUACCAUCUACACUGCUCUGGGUGGACUGAAGGCAGUCAUCUGGACAGAUGUGUUCCAGACACUGGUCAUGUUCCUAGGGCAGCUGGUGGUUAUCAUUGUGGGGUCGGCCAAGGUGGGCGGCUUGGGGCAUGUGUGGGAUGUGGCUUCCCAGCACGGCCUCAUCUCUGGAAUCGAGCUGGAUCCGGACCCUUUUGUGAGGCACACUUUCUGGACGUUGGCUUUCGGGGGUGUCUUCAUGAUGCUCUCCUUGUAUGGAGUGAACCAGGCUCAGGUUCAGCGCUACCUCAGUUCCCGCACGGAGAAGGCUGCUGUGCUGUCCUGCUACGUGGUCUUCCCUUGCCAGCAGGUGGUCCUUUGCAUGGGCUGCCUCAUUGGCCUGGUCAUGUUUGCCUACUAUCAGGAGUAUCCCAUGAGCACCCAGCAGUCUCAAGCAGCCCCUGACCAGUUCGUCUUGUACUUUGUGAUGGAUCUCCUGCGAGGCCUGCCGGGCCUGCCUGGGCUCUUUGUCGCCUGCCUCUUCAGUGGCUCCCUCAGCACCAUAUCCUCUGCUUUUAAUUCAUUGGCAACUGUUACGCUGGAAGACCUGAUUCGACCCUGGUUCCCUCAUUUCUCUGAAGUCCGGGCCACCGUGCUUUCCAGAAUCAUCGCCUUUGGCUAUGGGCUGCUUUGUCUGGGAAUGGCCUAUAUUUCCUCCCAGAUGGGACCUGUGCUGCAGGCAGCACUCAGCAUCUUUGGCAUGGUUGGGGGCCCGCUGCUCGGACUCUUCUGCCUUGGGAUGUUCUUUCCUUGUGCCAACCCUCCUGGUGCCAUCAUAGGCCUGUUGGCUGGACUCAUCAUGGCCUUCUGGAUCGGCAUUGGGAGCAUAGUGACCAGCAUGAACUUAGGCACAGCACCAUCUCCCCUUAAUGGGUCCAGCUUCUCCCUGCCCAGCAACCUGACCACUGUCACCUUGGCCACAGUGAUGCCCUCGACCACCCUCUCCAAGCCCACAGGGCUGCAGCGGCUCUACUCCCUGUCGUAUUUAUGGUACAGCGCUCACAACUCCACCACGGUCAUUGUGGUGGGCCUGGCUGUCAGUCUGCUCACUGGGGGAAUGCGGGGCCGGACCCUGAACCCUCAGACCAUUUACCCAGUGUUGCCAAGACUCUUUGCACUCCUGCCCCUGUCCUGUCAGAAGCGAUUGCACUGCAAAACCCGCAGCCAGGACCUGUCUGUGGACACCACUGCGUUUCCGGAGAAGAUGAGUAACGGGGUGCUAAGGGGCAGCAGGGACAAGGAGGCUAUGGCAGUGGCUGAGGAAGGCUCAGCCCACCAGGGUAUCAGCCCCACCUUCAUCCUCCAGGAGACCUCACUGUGAUCGGGACUCGGGAUCCAGCCCAGAGGCCACCUUGUGGUACAGGGAUGAGUUCCCUGACGAGGACUGGAUGACCUAACCCACACCAAAGCACCUUGUUCUUAGGGGGUCUGUGCUGCAGUAGAAGCUGUCACGUCACAGGAGGCUUGAGUAGGACAGGGUUUUUCCUCUCUAGAGAACGAGGCUUGCACAGAGCAAGAUUUUGCCAGAAAAGAAGCUAGCGGCGAAUCCUCUGGGAAAAGGAUAAUGGCUUCUGAUUCAGCAUCACCAAGCUCCUUUGAAGUGAAUAGAAACAGCAGUGCUGGGCCUACUCUGGCAAGACUGAUCAUCUCCCCAUAAAAUUCAGAGCUGCCUUGGCCAGCUGUUGCUUCCCUUGCUGUCUCAUCGAAACACAGAUGCAGUCAGCCACAAAGGGCCCCUGUGACACUACUUUCAGGGAGUCUGUGAUACCCAGGCCCCUCUCAAUCUUAUCUGUCUACCUCCAUUCUUGAAAGGGAGGUUUUAGUGUCCCUGAGAGGCCUCUCCGAAUAGACCGCUACGUUCAUCUCCUUCACGUAGAAUAGGGAAACUUUCCACCUCGCUGCCCUCGCCCUCCACCUCUGUAAUAGGCACUUGGGGAUGGGGCUAAUAUUGAUCCAAGAAGCCAGGGCAUGACCAAGUCCACUGUGGAGUAUGCUGUCUGUCUGACUCCUGAGCCACAUCACCCUAAGUGUCGUCAUUCAAGCUUCUGUUUGCUUUUGGAAUUUCUUCCCCACAUCUUUGUUCCUAGGGAAUAAAAACCGUCAUUGGGCUAGAA